AGAAUCUUUUUAUUCGUUCUAAAAGUAUUACUCGUGGAAAUUAGUCAUAAUGACUGCAACUUCAGUAUCUCCAGCUCCAGUUGAAGAGAAGGCUCCGGCCAAGGUCGAUUCACCUAAAAAAGUUGCUGCCAAAAAACCAGCAACUAAAACAACUCAUCCAAGUGCUGCUGACAUGGUUACUGCUGCUAUUAAAACUCUUGGUGAACGUGGUGGAUCAUCCCUUCAGGCUAUCAAAAAGUACAUCGCUGCGACCUACAAGGUUGAUGUUGAAAAACAAGCACCGUUUAUCAAAAAGUUCCUCAAGGCAGCUGUCAUUAAGGGAACUCUGGUUCAAACAAAAGGAAAAGGUGCUUCUGGAUCAUUUAAACUUCCAGUUGAGAAAGCAGCAUCGAAGCCAAAAGCUGCUGCGAAGAAAGCUGCCGCUCCUAAAAAACCUGCAGCUGCUAAAAAACCAGUAGCCAAAAAAGCAACUGGUGAAAUCAAAGCUACUAAGAAACCUGCAUCACCUCAAAAGGCACCAGCUCAGAAAGCUGAGCCAAAGAAACCAGCUGUUAAAGCUCCACCAAAAACUAAAGCUGCUGCUUCUCCAAAAGCCAAGAGAAUUGCCAAGGGUCCCACAGCUAAACCCAAAUCACCGAAACCUAAGAAAGCUGCUGCACCAAAAACAACAAAAGGUCCAGCGAAGAAAACCUCAGCAGCCAAAAAAUAAAUUCUGACUCAUACAUUCUUCGGAAUGUUUGAUUAUUAGAUAUUCGACAAAUACAUUAUACAAAUAUAAGAAACAAAGCCAACGGUCCUUUUCAGGACCACCCAAAUCUUUUAAAACGUAUCCAACUCUUCGAGAUCAAUAUUUGUAUCUGCUAUGAUACUCUCUUGGUUAAAGACUAUGAUUUAAAAUAAUGAAAAAAUAUUUAAGACGCAUUUUCAUUUAUUUCUCUAUUCGCUCUCAGCUGGAUAAAUGGCACUAUCGUUGUUGCACUUGUACAAUCGCCGACAAUAAUUCGCCCCGGGUUGUGUUGCCCCCGGCUUGAUGAACUUUUCUAUUUCAGUACAUCUCUUCCAAAACAACAGUAAUAAAAAUAUUUGUAUAAAAGAUACUUCUAGUAUCAAAUUAGUUUUUUAUUUGAUAAAUCCAUUCUAAAUUUAAUAUCUCUAGGAUAAUAUUUAUUAAAACAAGACACAAUUUAAAUUUCUGUUAAAUAAAUUAUCUGUAAAAUUAAACAAAUGUAUGAAAAUAAUGUGGAAAAAAUAAAUUUCAAUUUUUUCAUA
Microplitis demolitor is the source of this 1269-nucleotide messenger RNA. Its product is annotated as histone H1. The transcript has a single exon. Gene Ontology annotation, cellular component: nucleosome; nucleus. The coding region runs from base 50 to 709 and encodes 219 amino acids. NCBI's taxonomy places the organism in Eukaryota, Metazoa, Arthropoda, Insecta, Hymenoptera, Braconidae. Gene Ontology annotation, biological process: nucleosome assembly; chromosome condensation; negative regulation of DNA recombination. The record is from RefSeq and is a predicted model, not a curated record. Gene Ontology annotation, molecular function: structural constituent of chromatin; double-stranded DNA binding; nucleosomal DNA binding.